This is a messenger RNA of Clupea harengus (Atlantic herring), 771 nucleotides long. RefSeq names its product cytochrome c oxidase subunit 4I1 (gene cox4i1). Gene Ontology annotation, biological process: mitochondrial electron transport, cytochrome c to oxygen. The record is from RefSeq and is a predicted model, not a curated record. Lineage: Eukaryota; Metazoa; Chordata; Actinopteri; Clupeiformes; Clupeidae. Gene Ontology annotation, cellular component: respiratory chain complex IV.
AACUAACGUUUACGACACGGGCUACGCAUGCGCUGAAUAUAAUUGUCUAAUACGUCCUUUACGUCUUUACAGUCCGUGGGCAACCGGGAGCAAAAAAGAGAAUGCUGGCAACCAGAGCCCUUAGUGUCAUUGGCAAAAGAGCCAUCUCCACCUCAGUCUGCUUACGUGGUGGACAUGGCGUUGCCAAGGUGGAGCCUUACACUCUCCCAGCUUAUUUCGACCGCCGGGAGAACCCACUUCCGGACAUCCAGUUUGUCCAGGACCUAAAUUCUGAGCAGAUGUCCCUGAAAGAGAAGGAGAAGGGCUCCUGGGCAACAUUGUCCAAUGAAGAGAAAAUUGCAUUGUACCGCAUCAGCUUCAAUCAGAGCUUUGCUGAGAUGAACAAGGGAACAGGGGAAUGGAAAUCUGUUGUUGCUGGGAUGUUGUUCUUCAUGGGCUUCACUGGAUUUGUUGUGCUGUGGCAGAGGAAGUUUGUGUAUGGUGAUGUGCCACCCACCUUCGCCACUGAAUGGAAAGAGAAGGAAGUGCAAAGGAUGCUGGAUAUGAGGAUCAACCCUGUCGAGGGCUUUUCUGCCAAAUGGGACUACGAAAAUCAGCAGUGGAAGAAGUAAACCAAUCAACUGGACCAAGUCACUCACACAAGUUACUUACAAACAAAUCUGUAUAUUUAUCAACUGUCCACAUUACCUCAGUGAAUGCUCAGUUUUGGAAGACCACUUCCUCCUAAGGUUAUUGUACAUUGUAAAAAAUAAAAUUCCAGUGUUUACUCCA